UCCCGGUGCAAUUCAGCAUAGGGAGGUCCCACAGCAGCAAGGGUGCCACCGUCAAUCCCAUGUUGGCGCUCACAGCUGUGGGUGCUGUUUUGCCGUUAGACACUCCCCUCAGCUCUGCACUCAGGACCCACAUCUCCCACCACCACCCCGGGUAGAAAAGCGACCAGCGCUCGGACUGCACGGUGUCCCGGGGAACUUUGAAAGACCCGAGCAGGGCAUGCCAGGAAAGGGCACUUCUCAAAGCAGGGCUGCAAUUCCCGCAAUUGCAUCAGACAGUGACACAGCGGCCAAAACUCAGUCCCCAGCCCCGCAUCCCGGCCCGCCAAAGACCGAGCGGGGAGCACUGCACUGCCAUGGAAAAACAACGCUUCCCGGCAGGGAGGCACGUCCAGCUCCCUGCGAAGAAAGAGCCAAGGGCUGCUGGGGCUGUCCGAUAAGGAGCCGCGCACACCGGGGGCCAAAGUUCAGGGCAUGCACACGACUCGCAGCUGCUCUUUCAAGCAGCCCAGGAGACCUGCCAGCAGGACUGAGACCCCGGGGUGCCGAGCAAGACACCUCGAGGGGCUGGGCGAUUGUCAGCCCCCAAGGCAGCAGCGGCAGCAGAGGGGAAGUCCCGGGUCAGGAGGAUAAGGGGGGCGGGGGUGUUGCUGUCCCAUCAGGUGCACGCAGGCGGCCGCUGCUCCCCACCCCCGGGCGGACCCCGGCGGACGGUCGCUCCAGCGCGCGGCUCCCGGGCAAGCGGCAGGCAGCCCCCCAGCACUCACCUGCCAGGAUCGCCUUGCCGGGGUACUCUCCAACAACUGUAACCAGCCCUGCUAGAUGCAAGUCAGCUCUCAUGGAGUCCAGUGGUCUGUGCACCUUCAUGUUGUUCUUUCCCAUCAGCAAGUUUGAGGAGUCAGCCAGCAGAUGGAAUCUAAUUCAGUACAUGGGACAAUUGACUGGGCUGGAGCCAGUCUCAGAGAUGGACUGCAUCACGGCUAGGAGAAACGGGCUCUUCACUCAUCACUCCUCUCAUCCAGCUGGGCACAGUAGUUUGUUUCUAUGCAGCCAGGUGUGCAGUGCAGUGACUGUUCAGGGUUAAUAAAGCUACCGGGGACCAAAACAGCAGCAGGAUAUCAGAGUGAGGACUCGGGGAUCUCGAGUACUGAGUGGGAACUGAAAACUGCAAGGGCUGAUUGACAAGCAUUGGCUACAGACCCAAAAAGCACCUCAAGUCUGGGGCCAUUCAGAUGGAAAGAGUUUCCCCCUCCUACUCUUACCCUAUAAAGAUCAUUAACAAAUAAAAUCAUGUUAUUUGAUAAGCUGUCAUGAUGUCUGGCUCUGUGUUAGACACAAACUGAAGACAAUCCUAACCCUGAAGAAUUUACAAUCUAAAGACUGUCCCAAAACACAGGACUCAGUGACUCCAAGCAAUGAGUGAACAGGGAUUUUACAUUAUUAAUAUUACUGCUGACACCUCCCACGGGCACUGAUCAUUGUUUUCAGCUAGAAACAUAGUACGUCCAAUGAUGUGGUUUUACCAGAAACCUUUAGGUGGUUGAAGUAUUGCACCAAAAGCAUACCUAUCACACACAUUAUAGCACAGCUACUUUAAUUAUACAGCAAUUUGAAAAAAGUGUGAAGCACUACUUAAAUAUUAGAAUUGGUCAAGAUAUGCUACCCAGAAAUUGACCAUUACAAGCCCCUCCACCUGCUACAAAAAUACACCAAUUUAUGCUAUGAUCAGGAGGCAGUGAGCUAUAUUUCCUUUCUCCAGCAGUGAAGGUUCACCAGUAUUCCAACAGGCUCCUUACAUCAAGUCUAUAGUCUGCUACGCAUGACCAUGAAGAUGGAGAUGUUAUGUUAGGGCUUUUGAGUCAGAGCAUGUAGUGAACCAGUCGGAUUCUGAGGACACUAUUCUACAGUGCCUCACAGGGCCCCAGUUUGAGCACCAUUUGCAAACAAGAGUCCAUUGUGAAGCAACAUUCAGUCUGAAAGGAUUUCCCUUCCCACACUACCUGGUAUGUUGUGGCCAUCGAGGGCUUAUAAUCUUCAAGUGGGAGUAGAACUCUGUAGUAGUAGGAUUUUAUGUUUGUAUUUUGUAUGAUUUAGAAUAAAGAAUAAUGAGAUAAUAAUGUAGCAUGUAUUAAAUGUAUUGGUAUAUGAUUUGAUCAUAUUCUGCCAGCCACCCUUUUUGAAUGGCAGAAAGGAAUGGCCUAAUGGGCCAUUUGGUAAAGAUGCAUCAGCCAGAAUGUGUGUCUGUGCUGAUUUCAAAGGCAAUGACAGACCUUAGAGGGUCACCAAUUUGUUGUAGGUUUAGCAUUUUAAAAUAAGUAAAAGAAUGCAAUGAUUGUUUUUCUUUUGCAUUGCAAUUUGAUGUUCCUGUUCAAAAUGUUCUGUGUAAAUUAAUUUUGUUUUGUGUGUGAAUGAGGAAUGUGUGUGUUAAGAGAUAAGCGUGAAGGCCAUCGCUCAGCCAGAUGAAUGAGGGAGGAACCAGAAACAGACGCAAGGGUGCCAGGAGGCUGCAACAUGCCCCUGUUGAAAUGUCAGAGGAGGGCAGAUUUAUGAUUCUAAAAAUGAGACAGGCACCUAUCAAGGGGGACAACAUAGCUGUAAUAAAAAAAUAAGGACAAUUUAAGAAAACGAGCACUUGUCAAACAACAGUUGAUUUCAGCAUGACUGUGAAAAACUCAUUGGUCCCAGGGAAGGAAAAUCACAAUAUAAACAGGGCGUCUUGCCAUGAAACUUUGGGUUCGUUUGGAAAGACUUCCCCGGAGCACUGUGUUGCGAACGACGGAACCCAGCUCCUCCAAACCAGUGAUCAACCUAGCUGGCCACUAGGUUGAUCCAGACUCUGGACUGGUACCUAUAACAUCGACUGAUGGGACAGUGUGUGUAUGUGUGGUGUAAUUGAAUGCAUAUGCUAACUGUUUGUAUCUUCAGUAAAUGCGGCGUAUUGCCUUUUCACCUA
This is a messenger RNA of Chelonia mydas (Green sea turtle), 2950 nucleotides long. RefSeq names its product translation initiation factor IF-2. The record is from RefSeq and is a predicted model, not a curated record. Lineage: Eukaryota; Metazoa; Chordata; Testudines; Cheloniidae. The coding region runs from base 218 to 1081 and encodes 287 amino acids. The transcript is spliced from 4 exons.